AUGGAUUUGGAUAGGCCGAAGCGUUAUUUUGCUUUACAUUAUCUUUUGCUUAGAUUCCUCGGUCUUGGCUGGUGGCACCAUCCCGAUGAAGGAGACACUAGGAAUUUUCCAGGGCCAUACCUGUACUAUUCGGUAGUCACAGAACUUGUCUGGGUCGCCGGUUUCGUGGGGUUGGAAACCAUUGAUCCUUUUGUUGGCGAGAAAGAUCUAGAUCGCUUCAUGUUUAGCCUUUCUUUCGUCAUAACACAUAAUCUCACACUCAUAAAACUGUACAUUUUCUUCUUUAAAAAUAGAGAAAUUCAAGAAAUCGUUCGCACUUUGGAAAUUGAUGUACACCAGUAUUAUCAGAAUAACGAACGAAAUAGAAGAACCAUUAGAAUCACGAGAAUUUUGUCUGGUGCAUUCCUGUUCUUCGGGUGGAUUACAAUAGGAAACAGUAAUGUGUACGGUAUCAUUCAAGACAUUCGUUGGAAAUCUGAGAUUGCGAACAACAAUGGCAGCGUGGAAAACCCACCUAGAACUCUACCACAACCGAUUUACAUACCGUGGCCGUAUCAGUCAGAUCGCUCUUAUAUUUCCACAUUUCUCCUGGAAACAAUAGGUUUGCUAUGGACUGGUCAUAUAGUAAUGACAAUAGACACGUUUAUCGGUUCAGUUAUAUUGCAUAUGAGUAAUCAGUUCGCAAUAUUACAAGAAGCCCUAGUAACUGUCUAUGAACGAACGCUAGCCAGCUUUCCAGGCCUCUACGAAGAAAGAGUAACUAGCAAUUAUUUGGAAGAAUUGAAAAUAAACAGAAGCAAAGAUUUCGAAAACGUUUUAGAGAAGGCCAUAUUGAAUUGUAUUCGUCAACAUCAGUUAUUGAUUUCAUGUGUAGAGAAAUUUGCCAAGACGUAUUCCUAUGGCUUUAUGACUCAACUUGUAUCCAGUAUGGCAGCCAUUUGCGUUGUAAUGGUCCAAGUAUCGCAAGAUGCAUCCAGUUUUAAAUCAAUUCGAUUGGUGACUUCGUUAGCUUUUUUCGCUGCAAUGAUCGUACAAUUAGCCAUACAGUGUUUUACUGCGAACGAAUUAACUCAUCAAGCAAGCCUAAUAUCAGAAGCUGUUAUGCAGUGUAAAUGGGAGUUAAUGCCACCACGUCUUCGGCGUUUACUUGUGAUGAUGAUGAUGAGAGCCCAACGACCUUUGCACCUCACCGCUGCUGGUUUCGCUAAUAUGGACAACAAUUGUUUUUUAGCCAUCAUGAAAGCUGCGUAUUCUUAUUACGCAGUUUUAAGUCAAAAGCAAGGACAAAAAUAA
Leptosia nina is the source of this 1293-nucleotide messenger RNA. The record is from the annotation of a GenBank genome assembly. Lineage: Eukaryota; Metazoa; Arthropoda; Insecta; Lepidoptera; Pieridae.